AUGUGUAGGUUCACUGUGCGGGCCCCACCGGCCGGUGGCCCCGCUGCCCAGCCGCCCGACCUCAAGUUGGAGGCUCCGCUGGACCUGGACGUGCUGUUUGAGCAUGGAACCGAAGACCUGGACGCCAACGACCUGGCCCUGCUGGCCCUGUUCAGCGGCAACAACGCGCCCGCCCCAGCAGCCGAGAAGCCCUCGCCGGUCAGCAGCUGCGCGGCGGCCCCCACGGCCGACGCCAGCAACACGGUGGUCAUGGGGCAGGCCCUGUGCGUGCCGGCCGGCCCCCAGGGCGUCCUGCCGGUGGCGCCCCCGGCCGCGGUGCCCAUUGCGGCCCCCGCCAACCCCGCCAACCCCGUGCAGCAGCUGCAGUUCCAGGCCGUGAUGCAGCACCAGGCUGCCAUCAUGCAGAACCCGCAGGCCUACCCCGCAGCCGCGCAGAUGUACCAGCAGGCGAUGCUGCAGCAGCAGCAGCAGCAGCAGAUGCUGGCGGCGCAGCAGCAGGUGGCGGCCGCGGCCGCAGCCGCUGCGGGCUCGCUGCCCGUGCCGGCCCCCAUGCUGAUGGGCAAGCGCAGCGUGAGGUCCCAGGAGGAGGUGGAGGAGCAGACGGAGCGCAUCAAGAAGCGGCGGCGCGAGUCGGCGCAGCGCAGCCGCCAGCGCAAGAAUGCUUACAUGAAGAGCCUGGAAAUGGAGAACCGCGCUCUCAAGAUGGAGAAUGAGCGCCUCAGGGUGGAGCUGAGCAAGGGCGGCGGCGGCGGCGGCGGCAUGCCCGCCUCUGCCUUCCUGCCCAAGGCCAGCAGCGGUUCGGUGUCGCGCCACGAGAGCGCCGGCGCCGCGUGCAGCGGCCAGCAGGACGGCGGCAGCGACCACGUGAGCCUGAGCGACGACGAGGAGGGCGUGGGCCUGUGCGGCGACCUGGCCAUGGGCAUGCCGCCCCUGGACGCAUCGCCCGCCGAUAUUGCGCAUGACGCGCUGGCCCUCAUGCCCACCGCAGACCUCCUCAACUUUGCCUUCUGA
Molecule: messenger RNA, 1011 nt
Organism: Chlorella variabilis
Lineage: Eukaryota; Viridiplantae; Chlorophyta; Trebouxiophyceae; Chlorellales; Chlorellaceae
Exons: 5
Coding region: 1-1011 (336 amino acids)
Biological process (GO): positive regulation of DNA-templated transcription
Cellular component (GO): nucleus
Molecular function (GO): DNA-binding transcription factor activity
Source: RefSeq, a predicted model, not a curated record